Molecule: messenger RNA, 498 nt
Organism: Clavispora lusitaniae ATCC 42720
Lineage: Eukaryota; Fungi; Ascomycota; Pichiomycetes; Serinales; Metschnikowiaceae
Source: RefSeq, a predicted model, not a curated record
AUGGCGUCAAGAGAGUCCCAGGAAGGACUUUUAGAACUCGAAAACCUUCAAAAUACCCCAGAAUAUCCUCUAUAUCCUAAUGAUCCCAUGAUGAGCCUUGAAGUGGAAUUCCAGAUGUGGAAAAGACUCGGCUCGUCUUCAAAACUUGUUCGUCUUGUCCUCAACGAAAAUACGACUGUGGAGGAGGCCAGUGAAAAGGCUUUCCUAGAGACCCUCCACUCUCUUCCAAAAGACCGCCGUGUGCUCAUUAGAAGAAAAGAUUCCGAUGUGUUGUCGACGAUUGUGGAUAUGAAUGUACAGAUCAAGCACCUCGUCAAGGAAGAUGAUAUUUUGGUUCUUCUAGAUAGUUUUAGGGGGUACAUGACAAGGAUGAUCAUCUUUGCUCUCAUUAACUUGGCUGCCACAUUGGCUGUUGCAGUGGCACUGUCCACUAUCCUUAUCACAUCUUUAUCUCAGAUUGACCAAGGCCACUCCAAUGAGUCGGAAGACAGUCACUAA